GGACGACGGACGGCACGUUAAUGUCCACCACCACCACUGCCACCACCAUCACCACAGUUUGUUUCCCGUUCAUUUCUUCCCACCAACAAACACCAUCACCACCACCCAAUCCUUCGACAACCACCGGAGUCCGCAGUCCAACAGUCGUCAAAGUUCAAACAGCUCGAAUCGUGUCCACGGCAACUCCCGAAAUAACUCCAUCUCCGACGGGCAGGGCGUCGGAUUAUGGAUACGAACCAACGUCGUGCCUCCUCCUGCCUCAUGCCUCCUCAAUGCCUCCUCCCGCCCCUUCAGGCCCCAGGCUCACUCCGGAUCCUAUCCAACAGUGCGGUCCAGUGUCUACUCUAGGCUCGCUCGCUCUGCAGCAGGUUCCACUGAGCAGUGAGCACUCCUCAACGUUCUCCAUCACACCCAUUGCACAAACACACCCGGUCAACCAACACCAACACCAACAUCCAUCCAUCCAGGCCUCCGCUUCGGCGUGCUACUACAGUACCAUACUCUAGUGCUCCCGCAGCAACACUUUUCCGGCUUCUCCGCCAAACGUAUCUGGAUACACGGAAAUCCCUCGUCCCAACCGGUUAGCACUUGGACACUGGAAACGAAAGAAAAAAGAAGAAGAAAAAGAACGGAAGAAAAAAAAGUCGCCUUAUCUACGCCACUACAUAUUCCGAACCUCUUUUAUGGCAG
Messenger RNA from Tricharina praecox, 690 nucleotides. RefSeq lists its product as uncharacterized. The record is from RefSeq and is a predicted model, not a curated record. The transcript has a single exon. Lineage: Eukaryota; Fungi; Ascomycota; Pezizomycetes; Pezizales; Pyronemataceae. The coding region runs from base 21 to 506 and encodes 161 amino acids.